Gavialis gangeticus (Gharial) is the source of this 2115-nucleotide messenger RNA. RefSeq names its product BCL2 associated athanogene 4 (gene BAG4). The transcript is spliced from 5 exons. The record is from RefSeq and is a predicted model, not a curated record. Bases 1 to 1134 code for a protein of 377 amino acids. Lineage: Eukaryota; Metazoa; Chordata; Crocodylia; Gavialidae. Gene Ontology annotation, biological process: protein stabilization. Gene Ontology annotation, molecular function: adenyl-nucleotide exchange factor activity; protein-folding chaperone binding. Gene Ontology annotation, cellular component: nucleus; cytoplasm; membrane.
AUGCUUUUCAGCUCCGACAGAAAGGACCCUUUGGUUGAGCAGCCACCUUAUCCUGGAUACACCUCCAGCUACUGGAACUCCACGGCCCAGUCCAGAGCUCCCUUCCCAAGCCCCUAUCCAGCUGGAGCUGAGUUACAAGGCCAGGGGCUGGAUUCUCCCUACACAAAUGGAGGCUAUGGUACCCAUUACCCCUCGGCUCCUGCACACUAUCCCAGUUUGACACAAUCAAACGCUUACUACUCAUCUGGGCCCCCACAGCCCCCUUACCCUGCAGAAUCUCCAGGCAUGUACAGGUCUCCAUCACCAGCUUCUCACUGGAACUACCCCGCAGCAGACUGCACAGCAGAAAGCUCCUCUCUCAGGAGGCAUGUCCCAGGGUAUUCCCCACCACAGACGCCAGGCAUGGCUGUCCCACACUACUCGUAUGGCGAUGCUAGUCCGGGGAUUCCACCGCAGGGCCCCCCGUCGCAGCCAAGACCCCAGGAGGAGUUGUGGGCUCCCUCAGGAGUCUAUGGGAUGCAGCCGCGUUAUGGCUGGUCAGCUGCUUCAACACAUGGGAACCCGUACGUCUCUGAGUCGCAUCCAUCCUGGCCGGGCAACGGAGUUCCUGCUCCACACCCUCCAGUUCAUGAGACAAAGGAUGCUUAUGACAAACCAGAGCAAGGAACAAGCCAGCACAGCUACUUUGCAGAAGCCAAUCACCAGCACUCUGGGACAAUGAAUGAUCACAAGCCAACCCCCUUCCACUCCAAACCACCCUCUCCAAACCCCAAGGUGCAAUAUAGCGCACAGCCCCAAAUGUAUGACAAUGUACCUAGGAAAGCUGCUGUGACCCAGGAUGCAGGUUUUAAAGCAAGUGACCAGCCUUCUUCAAACUGCCUGAGUGUUCAGCCAGGGAUUCAGCGCAUCAUGCGAGUUAUGGAGGAGGUUGAGCAGUUGGAGCAAGAGGUGGAUGAAUUUGUAGGCAGAAAGACAGACAAGGCUUUCCGGCUGCUGGAAGAGAUGCUGACCAAGGAGCUGCUGGAACUGGAUUCCAUCGAGACGGGUGGCCAGGACAAUGUUCGACAAGCCAGGAAAGAGGCUGUCCACAGAAUCCAGGCCAUCCUGGAAAAACUGGAAAGAAAGGGAUUGUGAAGUGAACAACGUGAGGCUUGCUUUUGAUGGCCCAGAGAAUUCUGGUUUUGUUCACCUGUCUGUCCUUCCUCCUGACUACUGUUGAUAAUAAAAAGCAAUAAAUUCUGACUUCCUUUUUUUUUUCAAAGAGGCCAACAAAUGACAAUUUGGCUGUGGACGAACGAAGAGAGGAUUGACUCAUCAGUUCUGAAUUCAGUCCGUUGUUCCAGACCAAUGAAUGUACAGAGGGCUCUGGAAUCCCGACAUUGCCAAGUGAAGUGGUUUUGUUGUGCCAGGCUCUGAGGUGUCUGCACACUUCUUAGCAGCAGGACAGAACCCCUUUGUGUGGAGCAGAUUUCUCCACACCAGGCGGAAUCUUUAGAGACCACCUGGAGCUACAGUGACUUUUCCAAUAACUAGAAUACUUAUCAAGUUUUGAGUUACAAAGGCAUUGCAGCACACAGCAAGGAGAACAAGACAUGAGGUUUGCGGACCACUAUAUUUGUGUGUAUUUUCUGCUGCUUAACCUUAGCCAUACUGGUUGUGUAUUCUUCUUCUGUGUCUUUGGUGCACUCUGUCAUAACGUUGAAGCACUGGUGGAAGAGAUCAAACAGACAGCCAGAUUAAUAUGGUGACUACAGUGAAUGUGAUUUCACGCUGUUUCACUCUGGUGUCUGAUAUGGAGGAAAAUGAUAAGGAACACAUUUGGGAGCUUUUGAACAAUGCAGAGGAAAGAUUUGAAUGUCAUCAUGGAACAGUUAUAAGUGAGGCAUUUGGACAAGAUUUUUCAGGGCAUUUGGGUAAAAAUCCACUUUCUAACUGUAGUGUCCUUUCACAUACUGCACUCUUGUUUUUCACUACGAUUUGCCUACUUGGUGAUUCUGUACAAUACACUGUGGAGGGGAGAUGUCAAAUAGCUACCAUCCACCCUUGGAAUACAAUUCAUGAAGAGUCAUUUCUGUGUAUGAUGAGGUAAUAAACCCUGGCAAGUUUUAAAAAAUA